GUACUCUACACAGUUGCUCCGAGCUCUUCUAAUGACUUAAACCCCUGUUAUUCUGCGGGCGCCCUGCUUCUGUUGGAUUUUACUUUCACAAAAAUGGGAUUCGAGUUGGAUCGUUUUAACGGUGCCGUGGACCCGGACUUCAAAUGCAACUUGUGCAAUAAAGUUUUGGAGGACCCGCUCACUACCCCGUGCGGUCACGUCUUCUGCGCCGGCUGCGUGCUGCCGUGGGUCGUGCAGCAGAGCAGCUGCCCCGUCAAAUGCCAACGGAUCUCCACCAAAGAGCUCAACCACGUUCUUCCUCUCAAAAACUUAAUAUUAAAGUUAGAAAUCAAAUGUGACAAUCACUCGCGGGGCUGCGAGAAGAUCGUCAAGCUGCAGCAUCUGGCGGAGCACGCGGAGAUGUGCGAUUAUUCCCCUGCCAAAUGUAGGAAUAAAGGAUGCAACGAGGUACUGAACCUUAAAGAUAUGGAUGCACACAUGCGCGAGUCCUGCGAUUACAGAGCGGUCGGUAUAUGCGAGAGCGGAUGCGGAUUGAUGCUCACGCACAAGGAGCAAAAGUUAAACAACCACUGCUGUUUGAAAGCCCUAAGAGUGCACAACGGUGCGCUGCAGGGGAAAGUGGUCAGCCUUGAUAAGGAGCUGAAAAAACAAGCCCUUAAGUCGGGUAAAAGAGAGAAAUCGCUCCUGGCUCAGCUGUCAGCGGUGCAUAACGAGCUUCAGAUGACUGCGCUGAAAUACCAGAAGAAGUUCACUGAAUACAGCGCCAGAAUUGACUCGCUGUCCAAGAGUCUUUCUCCGUCGUGUAAGGGUGGAGAGACCAAAAAUGUCACCGUUAUUCUCCGUCGGGAGUCUGGAUCUUUAGGAUUCAAUAUUGUUGGAGGAAGACCAUGUACAGAUAAUAAAGAUGGCACUUCAAAUGAAGGAAUCUUUGUGUCGAAGAUUGUGGAGAACGGCCCGGCGGACAAGGAAGGGGGAUUGCAGAUCCAUGACAGGAUAAUGGAGGUCAAUGGCAAGGACCUAUCCAAGGUGACACACGACCAGGCGGUGGAGGCCUUCCGCACUGCUAAAGAACCCAUCAUGGUACAGGUUCUACGUAGGGCACCCAGGCCCAAACCCGCAUGCCCGAACGGAGACGCACAGCUAAUGGACAUCAGCACCCAGACGGAUAUCACCUUCCAACAUAUCAUGGCCCUAAGCAAGAUACCUGCCUCCUCCACACCUGUGGAUGUCCUCGAGCAAUACCUGAUGCCAGAAGGACACUCUGCUGGUCAUGAGUUCUUCGACCCCAAUGAUUUCCUAGAGGGCAUGCAGCAUGAGAUAGAGAGAGAGGAGCUGGAAUAUGAGGAAGUGGAUUUGUACAGGACUAAUAUUCAUGAUAAGUUGGGGUUCACCGUGUGCUACAGAACCGAUGAUGAAGAUGAGACCGGAAUCUAUGUCAGCGAGAUUGAUCCCAACAGCAUCGCUGCCAAAGACGGACGAAUCCGUGAGGGCGAUCGAAUCAUCCAGAUCAAUGGCAUUGAGAUCCAGAAUCGCGAGGAGGCCGUUGCUCUUUUAACCAGUGAAGAACACCCGAAUGUCUGUCUCCUGUUGGCUCGGCCAGAGAUACAGUUGGAUGACGGAUGGAUGGAUGAUGACAGGAACGAUUAUCUAGAUGACCUCCACAUGGAUAUGUUGGAGCAGCAGCAUCAUCAGGCUAUGCAGUUCACCGCAAGCAUGCUUCAGCAGAAAAAACAUGAAGAAGAUGGAGGUACAACAGAUAGCGCAACGCUUCUAUCCCACCACCAUGAGAAGGACAGCGGACUGGGCCGCACGGACGACAGCACUCGGAAUGACGAGAGCUCUGAGCAGGAGAACUUGGCAGAUGACCAGACCAGCGCCUCCACCACGCUAGGCAGCCGACGCAGACUCGCUUAUAGUCAGGACACCCUGGGCAGCGGUGACUUACCUUUCAGCAGCGAGUCCUUCAUCUCCGCUGACUACCCGGAUGCUGACUUCCUAGGUGACUUUCCUGCGGACGAGUGUGAGCGAUUUCGCGAGUUGCUGGAGCUCAAGUGCCAGGUGCAGAGCAGCAGAAGCCCGCAGCAGAGUUUGUUUUGGCCUGCUGGGGGCGUGGCUAGCGGGGGAGAGGAAGGCGUGGACAAAGAACUGGAGCUUCUGAACGAGGAGCUUCGCACUAUCGAGCUGGAGUGCCUGAGCAUAGUAAGAGCGCACCGUAUGCAACAGCUGCGAGAGCAGUGCCGCGAACAGUCCUGGAUGCUGCACAACAGCGGGUUCCGCAACUACAACACCAGCGUGGACGCCAGACGCCAUGAGCUGGCCGACAUUAGCGAACUCCCGGAGAAGUCGGAUAAGGACAGCUCCAGCGCAUACAAUACUGGAGAAAGUUGCCGCAGCACCCCACUUACGCUAGAGCUCUCCCCCGAUAACUCCCUGCGGCGUGGAACCGAAAACCAGCCGGAAGCAGGAGCGAGUAGCGCCGCCAACAGAAUUUUAAAGCCCCUACUGUCACCCGUCCAAGAGGCGUGCAGCCCCAGCAGGAGUACUCGCUCAACUCCGACGAAAGAGUUCGAUGCUUCAAGCCAGCCUGAAAUCAAAGAACGCAAACCGAGCCGCCAUUCACCCUACAAGCACGCCCACAUCCCAGCACACGCCCAACACUACCAGAGCUACAUGCAACUCAUCCAACAAAAGUCAGUGGAGUACGCCCAUAGCCAGAUGAGUUUGGCGAGCAUGUGCCGGGACCCUGUCGCGUCGGCCGACUUGGGACCCAAGAUGGAAUGGAAGGUCAAGAUCCGCAGUGACGGGACGCGUUACAUCACCAAGCGUCCUAUCCGGGACAAGCUCCUAAAAGAGCGGGCCCUACGGAUCCGAGAGGAGCGCAGCGGAAUGACCACGGACGACGAUGCCGUCAGCGAAUUGAAAAUGGGCCGCUACUGGAGUAAGGAGGAGCGCAAGCAGCACGCCGUCAGGGCCAAAGAGCAGCGUCAAAGGAGGGAAUUCAUGAAGCAGAGUCGUAUGGACUGUCUUAAGGAGCAAGGUGGAAUCAUAGAUGAUAAGAAGGAAGUGAACAUCAUUGAACUGAGUAACAAAAAGAUGAUGAAAAAGCGGAAUAAGAAAAUCUUUGACAACUGGAUGACCAUCCAAGAACUGUUGACCCACGGUGCAAAGUCUCCCGAUGGGACGCGGGUGUACAACUCGCUAUUGUCGGUGACAACGGUGUAGGGAUGCGUCGUGGAACGUGAUGUAUAUAAGACACUACCGAUUGGGGUAGACAAUCCUGCCUCGUUCAAUGCGGCAACAUUUGUAAAUAGGAAAUACGAACGUCUUGAAGGAACUUUGUCGUUCGCCAGAAGGUACAGUGGAGGAUGAAUAGGAUGCUGGAUUUGUUAAAGUGACUGGAAGCGUCUUUUCUUAAUUUUCUUUUUUUUGGAGCUUGAGGUAUUAAAUAUUCUAUACAGGAAGUGAAUCAUAACCUUUCACGUUGUUUUAAAGGUAAACAGCUCAAGGACAGAGUGCCAUGAACAACCAUCAGCAUUUUUUAUUUUAUUUUCCUUUUGUUCCAGCAAGUAAAGUUCAACAGUAUUUUACUUUUUUAUGCAUACAUAUUGCUUAUUAAAGUAAUCCAAAUAUUUAGCUUCAUGGUCAUCGUAGAAUUUUUGACUGGUGUUUUGUAUGCUUUGCAGUUGUUUCGUGUUUUUUUUUUUUUACAAAACUAAUGUCGUUUUACAGAUUUACACAAGAGGUGCUGUUUUUCUCAAAUCCAUUCUUCAAACAGCCGCUGUAUGUUCCAUCUGUUACAUUAGACGCGCAUAAAAGUGAAACCAUUUAUUGAAAUCUAAUCUGUUUGUAUUAUUGUCUGUUUCUUUGUCUGUAGACAAAAAGCCUCUUGUAUAGGUUUUAAUUGUAUGGCAGCAAGAUAAUACAGUUUAACAAAUCAUUAGUUAGAAACUCAAUUUGAUGUCUUGUACAAUGAGAGAAAUAAUAAAUUAUUGUUUUAUAUUUGA
Triplophysa dalaica is the source of this 4004-nucleotide messenger RNA. RefSeq names its product PDZ domain containing RING finger 3b (gene pdzrn3b). Bases 94 to 3222 code for a protein of 1042 amino acids. NCBI's taxonomy places the organism in Eukaryota, Metazoa, Chordata, Actinopteri, Cypriniformes, Nemacheilidae. Gene Ontology annotation, molecular function: protein binding; zinc ion binding; ubiquitin protein ligase activity. Gene Ontology annotation, biological process: neuromuscular junction development; protein ubiquitination. The record is from RefSeq and is a predicted model, not a curated record. The transcript is spliced from 10 exons.